Molecule: messenger RNA, 1034 nt
Organism: Peromyscus leucopus (white-footed mouse)
Lineage: Eukaryota; Metazoa; Chordata; Mammalia; Rodentia; Cricetidae
Gene: Mrpl16
Product: mitochondrial ribosomal protein L16
Exons: 4
Coding region: 109-864 (251 amino acids)
Biological process (GO): mitochondrial translation
Cellular component (GO): ribosome; mitochondrial large ribosomal subunit
Molecular function (GO): structural constituent of ribosome; rRNA binding
Source: RefSeq, a predicted model, not a curated record
CGUCACUUCCGGUUCCGGGUGGCUUCCGGCCAACUGGACGCUGGAUCUUACCGGGAGGAUCUGCUGUUGUCGCCGAGAGAAUCCUGACCCGGCCGCUCGCGCGUGGCCAUGUGGAGGCUGCUGACGCGCGCCCCCGCGCCGCUCCUGCGGGUGCACAUUUCAGAUUCUUGGGCAGCCCUUCCCACCAGUGCUGGUCUGAAAUCCCUCCUCCCGGUGCCAACUUUUGAAGAUGUCUCCAUCCCUGAAAGGUCCAAGCUUAAAUUUGUUGAAAGGGCCCCACUUGUGCCAAAAGUAAGAAGAGAAACUAAAAAUCUGAAGGACAUACGAGGACCUUCAGCUGAAGCCACUGAAUUCACAGAAGGCAAUUUUGCGAUUUUGGCACUGGGAGGUGGGUAUCUCCACUGGGGCCAUUUUGAAAUGAUGCGUCUGACAAUCAACCGCUCUAUGGACGCCAAGAACAUGUUUGCCAUAUGGCGAGUACCAGCCCCUUUCAAGCCCAUCACUCGCAAAGGUGUCGGGCAGCGCAUGGGGGGAGGUAAAGGUGCCAUUGAUCACUAUGUGACACCUGUGAAGACUGGCUGCCUCAUAGUCGAGAUGGGCGGACGCUGUGAGUUUAAAGAGGUCCAGGGUUUCCUGAACCUAGUUGCCCACAAGUUGCCCUUUCCAGCAAAGGCUGUGAGCCGUGAGACUCUAGAAAAGAUGCGCCAAAAUCAAAAAGAAAGAGAGGAGAACAACCAGAAUCCCUGGACCUUUGAGCGCAUAGCCACAGCCAACAUGCUUGGCAUGCGGAAGUUCCUGAGCCCGUAUGACUUGACGCAGAAAGGGCGGUACUGGGGCAAAUUCUACCUGCCUAAGCGUGUGUAGUGAAAGCUCGGGAACCGUGCACACUAACUCUUGAGACUGCGAAUCUGCAUCGUGAGUGUCCUUAGGAUCUUCAGUGGUUCUUGGAUCAUAACUAAGCACAUGAGUAAGUGACUUCUGGAAAGCUGUGCUAUCUGACUGUUUCUAAUUAAAGUUUGAGUGUAACCUCAAGG